CGUAUCUGCCAUACAGUCAAGGUACCUCUUUUUCCCUCCAACACACCCAUCCUUAUCCAACGAUAUGGCAAACCCAACUGGCGAUAUUGGACUCAUUGGUCUCGCCGUCAUGGGCCAAAACUUGAUUCUUAACAUGAAUGACAAGGGUUUCAAUGUAAUCGCAUACAAUCGUACAACAAGUAAGGUAGACGACUUUCUUGCCAACGAGGCGAAAGGGACCAAAGUUCAAGGCGCGCACUCUAUAGAAGAGCUUGUAUCCAAACUCAGAAAGCCCCGAAAGAUUAUUCUACUCGUCAAGGCCGGGCCUGCCGUGGACAGUUUUAUGCAUCAACUGCAGCCAUACCUUGAACAUGGUGAUAUAAUCAUUGACGGGGGUAACUCCUACUACCCCGACUCCAUCCGUAGAACUAAGGAAUUGGAAAGCAAAGGAUUACUUUUCGUGGGUUCUGGUGUUUCUGGUGGUGAAGAGGGCGCCCGCCAUGGACCUUCUCUGAUGCCCGGAGGCUCUCCUGCUGCCUGGCCUGCUAUCAAAGAAAUUUUCCAAUCAACAGCUGCGCAAGUCAAUGGCGAACCUUGUUGUGAUUGGGUCGGCGAGACCGGAGCAGGCCAUUACGUGAAAAUGGUUCAUAACGGGAUCGAAUACGGUGACAUGCAGCUUAUUGCUGAAGCUUACGAUAUUCUUAAACGUGGCCUCGGUCUUCGUGCAGAGGAAAUUGCAGACAUCUUCUUGCAGUGGAACAAUGGGGUUCUCGAUUCCUUCCUGAUCGAUAUCACUGCCAAUAUACUCAAAUUUAAAGACGAUGAUGGAGAGCCACUUGUUGACAAGAUACUUGACCAGGCAGGCCAGAAAGGUACAGGAAAGUGGACAGCCAUAGCCGCUCUUGAUGCGGGCACCGCAGUCACCUUGAUCGGCGAAGCAGUAUUUGCCCGAUGCUUGUCAGCUAUCAAGGAGGAGCGCACCCGUGCAUCCAGGGUGAUCGCUGGUCCUCAAAAAGAGCCAUUCCGAGGCGACAAGAAACAGUUUAUUGAUGAUCUUGAACAAGCUCUAUAUGCGUCUAAGAUCAUUUCCUACGCUCAGGGAUUUAUGUUGAUGAGAGAGACAGCCAAGGAGCUUAAAUGGACCCUAAAUUAUGCUGGUAUUGCUCGCAUGUGGCGUGGUGGAUGUAUCAUCAAGAGUGUCUUCCUGGGUGACAUCACGGCGGCUUAUCAAAAAACACCUAAUUUGGAGUCGCUGCUUUUCGAUGAUUUCUUCAACAAAGCUGUUCACAAGGCCCAGUCUGGUUGGAGGCGAGUUAUUGCUCAAGCGGUGCUUUGGGGUAUCCCAACUCCCGCAUUCAGCACAGCCUUGGCAUUCUUUGAUGGUUAUAGGAGUGAAAUAGUUCCUGCCAAUCUCAUCCAGGCCCAGCGUGAUUACUUCGGUGCACAUACUUUCCGAGUACUUCCGGAGAAGGAGACUGCGAAACUGAAGAAAGAUCAAGAUAUCCGACUGGUCGCGGAGGCAAUGUUUCCGCUAGCACAUACAUUGCUUGAACUAAACUGCCGGCGGGGUUCAGGUGUUGUGUAGU
Messenger RNA from Serpula lacrymans var. lacrymans S7.9, 1565 nucleotides. RefSeq lists its product as uncharacterized. The record is from RefSeq and is a predicted model, not a curated record. NCBI's taxonomy places the organism in Eukaryota, Fungi, Basidiomycota, Agaricomycetes, Boletales, Serpulaceae. Gene Ontology annotation, molecular function: phosphogluconate dehydrogenase (decarboxylating) activity; NADP binding. Gene Ontology annotation, cellular component: cytosol. Gene Ontology annotation, biological process: pentose-phosphate shunt; pentose-phosphate shunt, oxidative branch. The coding region runs from base 65 to 1564 and encodes 499 amino acids. The transcript is spliced from 11 exons.